UUCAUUUUUUGUUUUUUCUUCUAGUCUCUUCUCACAGUUUUGAUCCUAUGAGCAACAAUAUGUAUACCAUCCAAAAGACACACACAGCAGACAGCAAAGAUGUUAGUACGCUAUGAUUGAGACAAAAUCUUAUGCAUGUGUUAUGGCCUCAAUGAAAAGCUAUAUCAUAAAGUAGAGGAGGUCUGAUUUGAUUUCUCACAUGCUUCAACUUUCUGAUUUCAAAAGCAGGUGUCUGCAGUCGCAGCCGCAGUAGGAAAAUCAAUCAAUGCACCUGAAAUGUACGGAUUACCUUUACUGAUGGCAGCAAAUGCAAUAGAAUACGUUCCCAUGCUUAAACAGAAGAUAGCAUCAGACGCUUUAUUAUUGAAACUGAGAGAACGAAAUGAUAUUGAAGAGCAUCCGACCACUUUACCCAUCCCAUCCGAUUGCUUUCACGAACCAAAAAAUGCUUUAUUUGAUCCAGAAAUUCCAAGACUCAAUCCAGAACACAAAAGCCAAUCUCCAUUUUUAUCCUUCUGGGACUAUCACGAAGCUUACUGUAACUUUACCACCACGCCAACAGAGGUAGCUGAAAAAUUACUAGAGCAAUUAAAAAAAAGCCAACGUAUGAGCUGGGUACGAUUUGUCGCUGAUGAUAUUUUGGAGCAAGCAAAACAAUCUACUGAACGUUACAAGCAAAACGCAUUCAGGAGUCAAAUGGAUGGCUGUUUCAUGUCUGUCAAAGAAGAAGUGGAUAUUCAGGGCUUAGAAACAAAAGUGGGUACUUGUUUUAUUAAUGAUGGCCGGCCUGCUGAAAAAGACGCCACUCUUGUACGAAAAUUAAGAAACGCAGGCGUGAUUAUUGUUGGUUCGGCUGUCAUGAACGAGUUGGGCUGGGAUACCUUCUCUGUCAAUCCGAAUACGGGUAUCCCUAAAAACCCUUAUAAACCCACACAUUCUUGUGGUGGGUCCAGUGGUGGUUCGGGCGGUUGCGUGGCAGGUGGUUUGUUUCCUGUCAGUAUCGGCGCUGAUGGAGGUGGGUCUGUUCGUAUCCCUUCUGCUUUCUGUGGACUGUACGGAUUAAAGACUACACACAGCCGUGUUUCGGCUCAUGGCGGUGCCACCCUCGAUCCUAGUUUAGGGUCCUAUGGGCCAUUAGCUGCUACAGCAGAUGAUAUGACAUUGGCCUAUACCAUCAUCUCUGGUCCUGACAAGAAUGAUGUCAACACAUGGCUACAGCCUCCCGUUUCCUUGCAAAACUACGAUAGAUACCGAGAUUUGUCUGAUAUCACCAUUGGCGUUUUCCCUGGCUGGGGUCAGCAGAUGCUGGAACCCGCCAUUCAUGACAGAUAUGAACUCUUGAAAGAGCAAUUGCUAACACUGGGCGCUCGCAUUACCGAGAUUGAAAUACCAGAUAUUGACCUUGUCGAAACAGGUGAGUACAGAACUUUUGCUUUAAACGUUAUAGCUAUCCCAGUCAUUAACGUAAGUUCUUAUCUUUUUUUUUUUAUUAAAAAAACAAAACAAGCUCAUACUGUUACCAUCUGCAGCGAAAUGUUUAGUUAUGCUUCACGUUUCAGCGAUAACCAUACAAAAUUCCUUCCUCAUACUCGCUUAAUGGCUGCUACAGCUAGUGUAUUGGAUGGCCGGGAUUACGUGAGAGCCCAACAAGUUCGAACGCGUAUGAUGAAUCACCUUCGUCAUCUUUUUGAAGACCAACAGAUUGACUUGAUUCUUUCACCUACUACCGCUUUGGUAGCACCCGAGAUACCUGCAAAAGCCUAUUCGCAUGGUAUGUCCAAUGCCAAGUUAACCAUUCGGUCUAUGGUCUAUUGUAUGCUGGCAAAUUUGACGGGUAUUCCAGCCGUCAAUGUUCCCGUCGGUUUCCAUCCUGAGAAUGGAAUGCCGAUUGGCAUGCAAUUUAUGGCAAAGUGGUGGGACGAAGCGUUAUUAUGUAGAAUAGCAAAGACAUGUGAACUUAGCAUAUCAGGUGUUGAACGUAAACAUCCUCCAUCAGAACACUGGUUUGCGAACGGUUUAUUACCUAUGACAAACAAAUAAACAGAUUUAUCACAUUAUCUGCUGAGGGAACACUGAUGCGAGUAAACUCUUUCUCUAUGCUUCAGCAUCGUCUGCGUAUGAGUAACUUUCUUGUGUCUGAUCAUCUAUACUGCACACAUCACAGAACCAUUUGCCUUCGGGUGGUUCGACGAGUCCGACACAAGUGUAAUGAAACCAUUCUCUGUCACACUAUACCGACAGAAUACAGUAGGUUUGAAGAUGAUUCUAUAUGCAUACAAACACAACGUUUCAGGGUACUUACAUUAGGCCCAUCACAUGCUAUCAUGUCACCGAAUGACACUUGCUUACAAUAACAGUAAAGAGGUUCGUUCAUGUCGUAACCCUCAAGAAUGGCGGAAGAGGAGUUGCUCGUCAUACCAUGCCUCCCAUCUAUACUAGCCAUAUGUUUGUAGAGGAGAGGCCGCU
Molecule: messenger RNA, 2466 nt
Organism: Mycotypha africana
Lineage: Eukaryota; Fungi; Mucoromycota; Mucoromycetes; Mucorales; Mycotyphaceae
Product: amidase signature domain-containing protein
Exons: 2
Coding region: 277-2040 (587 amino acids)
Molecular function (GO): catalytic activity
Source: RefSeq, a predicted model, not a curated record